Rhodofomes roseus is the source of this 819-nucleotide messenger RNA. RefSeq lists its product as uncharacterized. The record is from RefSeq and is a predicted model, not a curated record. The transcript has 3 exons. Lineage: Eukaryota; Fungi; Basidiomycota; Agaricomycetes; Polyporales; Fomitopsidaceae. The coding region runs from base 281 to 733 and encodes 150 amino acids.
CAAAAUCGUACUCUGACUCUUUGCGACCGUCGCCAACGGAAGUACACCCACCCUGCGAGCUUCGAAUAUUCAUAUAGCUCAAUGCUGCAACGAAUAUCUCACAGAGCGAAGGGGAUCCGGACAUAAAGAAUUCUAGCUUCACGCAAGUGCGUCUUUUCACGGGCCUGGGAAUAUGCAAUGACUUCCUCGCCGCGCAGGUUCGAGGAGACUUGUUUGCCACUGUUGAGGGCAUUAUAAUACUUCGCGAUGAAGAGCCUGAUCACGCUCGUUCUGACUGAGUAUGGGCUUCAUGUAUCAGUACGUGGGUGCGCUCUACAUUUUCCUCGUUGCUUCAGCUCACCACAUGUCUGCCGAGUAUGGUUGCGGGCGAGUCCAGGGCCGAAGCCGCCGCACGACAUGCACGCCUCACAAGUAUGAUAUCCACUUAUACACACUGACUGCAGCUGCGUCUACUCGUACAAUAUUCUCUCUGCGACAUCUGACCAUGUCCGGAAUCUGCACCACGCUCUUGCUGACCUCUUGCUACUCCCGGGAUUUUCAUUCGGAGGAAUCUACAGCACAUGCGGAGUACGUGCAAUCAGUUUCCAGACAACAUCGGCAACGUUACUGGCUGAUGUAUUUAUUCCCUCAAAAGAGCGUAAAGAAACCCAAAAGCACAUGGAAAUGCGAAUCUGAACGGUCACUGUUCAGAUCGGUCGGGCCCAGACAGGCUCAAGAGUCGUGCUGCCAGUGAUGGAGGCGUAAGGGGUCGACUCGUAAUACAUAUACAUCCUGGAGUCCUGUCACAGCAUCGCAUCAUCUAUAAAAUCUAUAAAAUUA